CAGACGAUUUUUUUUGUUCGCUGACAUCACAAUUGACAAAGUAGGAGUGAGCGAGAGUGAUCCCGUGCUUGAGAAUUUUUUUUCAAUACUCUGCGCCCCAAUGAUCUAGUCAGUUCUUGACUAUGAUGGGAGCGCAGAAAGGGUUCCUCUUGGUGUUCAUGGUUGUGGCCCUCUUCAUUGGCAAUCGGGGAAUGGCCCACCCAGAAGCCAUCCUCUUGGGAGAAAACAGCAAGAGGCCCCCUUACAAACAUGAUUUGCCGUUCGUUCCGGAGGCCUUCCGAUGGGAUCGGCCUUCCAUCAUUGAGUUCACCCACAAUCUGGCCGAAACCGACUCGAUGAAUGACAGGGUCCUGGAUCUUUUGAACCGAGAGGUGGCCAAUUCCACAGAGACUUUUGAGGACCUAACGUACAAUUAUGCGGGCAAAGAGAAGUCUGGUGACAACACCACGUUCUUCAUGAAGGUCAACGCUCAAAACUGCCGCGAUGGACGGAACAAUUGUCGAGUGCGCACUUGCAACCUCGAAUUGGAGGGCUCUCAACUCGGUGAAUUGGCAAUGAGAAAACACUCCUGCGGUUCGGCGGUAGUUUGUUACACCUGUGGAGAGAAACCGGACCAACCUUGCCCCAUAGUCGACCUUUUAGAGAAUACAUGGACGAACGAGCGCCUCAACCUAAAAACUUGCCAAAAAAGUGGAACUGUCAAUGUUCGACAAGUUCGCUGUCUAUCGGAAUAUUCGGAGGUGGCCGGUCUCCGAACCUAUUCAAGAUUGGGGUGUGGUACCACAGAGGAAGCCGAUGGACAGACUUGUCAGUCAGAUCAAAAUGAAUACGAAUCGUCUUGUACUUGUGCCGGAGCAUUGUGCAAUCAUCCCUAUAAAAAUCUAGGUCGACGACGGGCGGAUGAUGUUCAGAAGUCCAUUAGACAGUUGAAGGCUCAUUUUGAUAAGGUCACGUCAAGCCUACAGAGACCUUGCUCUUAGAAUGAGAAAGCUAGCAGUCAUUUUUUUCAUUGUUUCGAACACAUAUAUUUCAUACACUCCUUGCGUUGUCUCCCAUCUGUGAUUGGCCUGAAGUUUUCUCAUGAUGACUGUGACAAACUUUUCUGUUUUCGGAGAAAAAUCAGGAAUAGUGUUGGUUCCGUUUAAAUAUUGAGACAAGGGAACCAAUGAGUCAGAUGACAAAUCUAGAGUACAAUCACACAUGGCACCUCAGCAUUUGAUUUUUGUUAUCCAAACAUGUACGCACUACUGUACAUUGUAGAGUAGAGUAAAUAGCGCAAACACACUUAUCGAACACGACAUUCUAUUUCUUCAAUAUGAAAAUACAUUAUCCAAUCAAAAUCAG
This is a messenger RNA of Tigriopus californicus, 1344 nucleotides long. RefSeq lists its product as uncharacterized. NCBI's taxonomy places the organism in Eukaryota, Metazoa, Arthropoda, Copepoda, Harpacticoida, Harpacticidae. Bases 123 to 980 code for a protein of 285 amino acids. The record is from RefSeq and is a predicted model, not a curated record. The transcript is spliced from 3 exons.